AUGAGCACAAACAAAAAUUAUUAUAACAUAUCAAUGCAAUCCAUUGAAGAUUAUGAUGAUAUUCUUGAUAAAUUUAGAAUCAUCAAUAAUAGACGUUUUCAUAAUACUACUUCAAACUAUGCAUUACCAAAUGAUGAAAUAGAAAUCGGUAGAUUAGAAUUAUCACAUAUUUUAUUAAAAAACGCAUUUGGUAAUAAUUUUUCUUCUCCGGUACAUAAUAAAUUAAGAGAUGGAAUUUCUGUAUUAGACGUUGGAUGCGGAGCAGGACGCUGGGUUCUCGAAAACGCGGAAAACUAUCCAAAAAGUACAUUUGUUGGGAUAGACAUGUCUCCAAUUUUUCCGACGGACGACAAACCACAGAACGCCGGAUUUAUCGAAUGCAACGUGCUCGAUGGAGGACUCCCCUUCCCAUCAAACACUUUCGAUUUUGUACAUCAAAAAUUGCUUUACGCUGCUUUCUCUGAAAAGCAAUGGUUACUAGUGAUAAAAGAAAUUGCUAGAGUUUUGAAACCUUCUGGUUAUGCGGAAUUCAUGGAAAUGGGACCUUUAUUGCAUAAUUCAGGACCUCAUGCAAAAAAAACUCACGAAAAAUUUUUUCGAUAUUAUGAAGCAAAUGGUUUAUGUUUCGACAUCGCAGACAAAUUGAAAGGUAUUAUGGAUUAUACAAAAUGUUUCGGCGAAGUUAAAAUAGAAAACCGAAUUAUUGCUACUGGUAAAUGGGGCGGCAAUUUUGGUGAAUUGAUGAAUAUUUAUCUUAGAAUGUCCUCUGAAGCUAGUUCGGCAAUGAUGAUUAAAGUAAUUAAUUGCACUAGACAAGAAUAUGAUAAAAUGUUCGAAGCUUACUUCAUGGAAAUCGAGGAAUUCAAGUCAAGUAUCGUUUAUAAACGUUUUUACGCGCAAAAACUUUAA
This is a messenger RNA of Funneliformis mosseae, 909 nucleotides long. The record is from the annotation of a GenBank genome assembly. Lineage: Eukaryota; Fungi; Glomeromycota; Glomeromycetes; Glomerales; Glomeraceae.